AGCGAUAAGAGCAAACCAUAUACAAACAACAAAGGCAUUCUCAGUGGUGGAUCAUUGUGGUUUUCUCUGCCCAAAAAAAUUGAGAAACUCUAUUCAGAAGAAGAAGAAGAAGUAGUAGCUGCUUCUGGCAAAGCAAUGCCUGUCAUCACCGAAAUUCUAUGCUAAUUUAUCUGAUCUUGACAUUCUCUUUCGUUGUUUUCAUGCAGAUGCUCACUGCAUUGUCUGGAGAAGUGCCUCCGUCUCUGAACAUCCAAGAUCUUGGAGGACAAUGCUAGCUCUGAGAACAUCAAAGCUUGUAUUGUUUAUAUUAGCAACCUGUUGCGAGUAUCAAAUAGCUCAGAUGCCAAUUUCAUUCGCUUAGUCAUUGCUGCGAAUUGAUAUAGGUGGAGGGCUAUAUUUCAGGUUGAUUUUCCUGAAGGCAUGGCAUCUGGGUGGGACCAUUUUGGGGAUAUUGCAAAUGUAGCCCAGUUGACAGGCCUGGAUGCUGUGCGGUUGAUUGGGAUGAUUGUAAAAGCUGCAACUACAGCACGAAUGCACAAAAAGAAUUGCAGGCAGUUUGCACAGCAUCUGAAGUUGAUUGGGAACUUGUUGGAGCAGCUCAAGAUCUCAGAGCUCAAAAAGUAUCCCGAAACUCGAGAGCCUCUGGAGCAGCUUGAAGAAUCCCUUAGAAGGGCUUAUAUAUUGGUCAAUAGUUGUCAAGAUCGGAGCUAUCUUUAUUUGUUGGCCAUGGGCUGGAACAUCGUUUAUCAAUUCCGGAGGGCUCAGAGUGAAAUUGAUAGAUACCUGCGCCUUGUUCCUCUCAUUACACUUGUAGACAAUGCUCGAGUCAGGGAGAGACUUGACAUUAUUGAAAGAGAUCAAUGUGAAUACACAUUGGAUGAUGACGAUGAAAAGGUGCAGACUGUUAUUAUGAAACCUGAUCCAGACAAAGAAGAUACUGCAGUGCUGAAGAAAACUCUCUCUUGUUCUUAUCCCAACACGCCUUUCAAGGAAGCACUGAAGAAAGAAAAUGAAAAGCUUAGAGUGGAGCUACAGAGGUCACAAGCAAAUUGGGAUGCGAGUCAAUGUGAAUUCAUUCAACGUUUAUUAGAUGUCACUGAAGUUGCGGCAUAUUCUCUUCCAGAAAAAUUUUCUCCUGAAAAAAAUCAUAAAAUUGUAGAGAACACUUACAUUGAUGCUAAUCAUGACAAAGAACACGCAUAUGAUGACAAGUCUUAUGAGGGAACUGAUGCUGUUUCAACGUCAAGAUAUUCAUCUGGAGGUUCAUAUCAGGAGGAAGAAUGGCAUACAGAUUUACUUGCUUGUUGCAAUGAACCUUUUCUUUUUGCAGGUAUGAAGACGUUCUUCUAUCCCUGCGGGACAUUUUCAAAGAUUGCUACUGUUGCAAAGAACAGACCCAUAUCUUCCGCGGAAGCAUGUAAUGAAUUGAUGGCAUAUUCAUUAAUUUUGUCUUGUUGUUGCUAUACUUGUUGCAUAAGGAGGAGGCUUCGGAAGAUGUUCAACAUCACGGGCGGAUACAUUGAUGAUUUUCUUUCCCAUUUGAUGUGCUGCUGCUGCGCCCUUGUCCAAGAAUGGAGAGAAGUGGAGAUCCGUGGGGUUUAUGGUCCCAAGACAAGCCCUCCGCCGGUACAAUACAUGGAAUCUUAACAACGAUGCGUGGUUGGCUUUUGAUUAGUUAGGGGUUUCAGGUUACUUGAAGACCAUUUUAAGCUUUUAAUUAUGUAUUUUGUUGCUUUCUUUGUUUUCCCUAUUUAACCGAUGCUUUAUCAUUCACUCUAACCUUUUUCCUCUACCUUAAUAAGUAGCAUUGCUGUAUAGCUAAUUUGUUUGCAAUUUUUGUCUCUAUCUUCUCUUGUGAAUCAUUGCUCUUUCCCCUGGUU
Messenger RNA from Neltuma alba, 1880 nucleotides. Its product is annotated as protein MID1-COMPLEMENTING ACTIVITY 1. The transcript has 9 exons. Gene Ontology annotation, biological process: cell surface receptor signaling pathway. The record is from RefSeq and is a predicted model, not a curated record. Lineage: Eukaryota; Viridiplantae; Streptophyta; Magnoliopsida; Fabales; Fabaceae. The coding region runs from base 421 to 1647 and encodes 408 amino acids.